Messenger RNA from Phytophthora nicotianae INRA-310, 1706 nucleotides. RefSeq lists its product as hypothetical. The transcript is spliced from 8 exons. Gene Ontology annotation, biological process: lipid A biosynthetic process. Gene Ontology annotation, cellular component: plasma membrane. The record is from RefSeq and is a predicted model, not a curated record. Bases 14 to 1156 code for a protein of 380 amino acids. Gene Ontology annotation, molecular function: transferase activity. NCBI's taxonomy places the organism in Eukaryota, Oomycota, Peronosporomycetes, Peronosporales, Peronosporaceae.
CCGACAAUUGCGUAUGAAUUCAAUUGUCGGAUACUGUAUGACACAGUCUGUAUCGUCUUCAUCAACUAAGCGAUUGAGCUACGCAGUGAUGAUGGUACCGCUUCUCGCUGUGUAUCGUGGCCUGUGGAAGGCGUUUAUGCCUAUGAUGUCUUGGUAUGUGCGUCGGAAGGACUUGCGACGGCUUGUACCAAGCACCAUCACCGCCGAGCGCUUCGGUCGCAGUGAGCCACCAGCCCAUUGGUGCAACGGCAGUGGCAACGCAGGCUUCACUGUGUGGAUCCAUGGCGCCUCGGUGGGGGAGUGUCUGUCAGUGUUGCCGCUCGUGGACUUGGCAUUGAGCCACAAACUGGACGAAACAUUGGCACAGUCGAUGGGUGGGGAGAAAAGGAAGGUGCGGGUGGUUUUGUCAACGACUACAACUGCAGCACGCCAAGUUAUCGCGGAACGGUUGAAAGACAAUGAUGACGCCGUUUGCGUCUUGGCUCCUCUCGAUCACCAGCAGUACGUUGGGCGAUUUUAUGAUGCCUGGCAACCAGAUGUCGGAAUCUGGAUUGAGUCCGAGAUUUGGCCGACGUUGAUCACGGAAGCUGCGCGAAGAGGCAUUCGCAUUGGUCUUCUAAACGGUCGGGUGUCUGCUAUAUCAUUCCGUUUGUGGCGACUGCCGGGGCUGCAUGCGUUUUCGAAGAGCAUCGUGGGUUUAUUCUCAUUGGUACUUUGCCAAGACGAGCAGAAUCGAAGACGUUUUGAACACCUUGGCGCACGGAAUGCCCACGCCGCACUAAAUCUCAAGUUCGCAUCUCCACGUUUGAUUGGCAGCGAGAAUGAGAUAUCUGCAUUACGAUGCGCGAUUGGGUCCCGACCCGCGUGGGUUGCAGCUAGUACGCACGACGGCGAGGAAGUGAUGAUGGCGCAAGUCCAUGACGACCUGCUAAAGUGUCUCCGAUAUGAUCGGCAAUUACUCACGGUGAUCAUUCCGCGUCAUCCAAUUCGGACGUCGAAUAUUGUGAAACAAAUCCAUCGACAGUUUCCCGAGCUUUCAGUUGGUUUGCGCUCUCGUGAUGGCUUGCCGACUAACGCUAUAGACGUUUUCAUAGUUGACACGAUGGUAACGUGUGCCCUUGUCCUCGUUAGUACGUCGUACGAGUAUGAAAUGUGAGUAUCUUAUGUUUGACUGAUGCUUGUCCAGGGUGAAACAAACUUGUUUUAUGACACCAUUUCAACUGCAGUCAUUGGAGGUGAGUGAGGCCUGCACGUUGACUCGAUACUGGGCGAUCUCCCUUUCCUGACGAAAAUUAAUCUUCAGGCUCCUUCGUCAAGCGCGGCGGGCACAACCCAAUCGAACCAUUGCGAGCAGGUUGCCACGUUUUCACCGGCCCUCACAUGGACAACUUUGCGGAUAUUUUCCAGCAACUUAAUCAGCAGUCCUCAGUGUCAGAAGCUCUUCGAUCGGUGAAGGACCCACAAGAGCUGGUUACAGCAUUGGAAUCUCGCCUCAAGUUCCUUCAAGACACUUCUAGUGAUGUUUCCACUCCAGCACCGGUCGACAAAAGAAAUCAAUUAACGCGGACGAUGGCGGACCUUGCAGUAUCGACGCUUUCGCUGCACGAGCAACGAUUGAUCACUUGGUUAGCUAGUGAUGCCCACCCCGUAAACAAACCGUAAACACCGUAAAAAGAAAACGACAGUAUACCCUAUUUUACGGCAUA